Molecule: messenger RNA, 1725 nt
Organism: Dioszegia hungarica
Lineage: Eukaryota; Fungi; Basidiomycota; Tremellomycetes; Tremellales; Bulleribasidiaceae
Product: putative mitochondrion protein
Exons: 13
Coding region: 1-1725 (574 amino acids)
Biological process (GO): protein insertion into mitochondrial outer membrane
Cellular component (GO): SAM complex; outer membrane
Source: RefSeq, a predicted model, not a curated record
AUGGAUCCCAACACGGAAGGCGGACCGCCCAAGGUCGAUAUCGCGGAGGUCGAGGUCGAGGUAGACAGAACGGUGCGUGUCCAGCUCACGCGAAGAUCGAUGUCUGGGCGGUCUUUCAUCCGACCGCCUAGCCAAGGUACAAGGAGCAGACCGUCCCCUCCGAGCGAGCUUGAGUCGCUGUCAUCCAGCGAUAUCUUUCGAAACGUGUUUCGCCCUCCUCCUGGUCCACCUGGCUCAUCGUCCACAGUAGAUCCAGAAGAGCAAAGAAGGCUGCACGAGGAAGAGUUCCAACGGCGGCUGAAGGGAGAAUACCAGCAAGCUCAGGCUCGGCUGAGCGAUGUCGUCACCUCGAACAUGGAUCGGCCUCUCCGCCUGACUUCCAUCCGCCUGUCCCCCGCUCCUCCCGUCUCCCGUACCUCCUUCCUCCAAUCUCUGCUCUCACCAUUCCUCUCCUCAUCCUCUUCGCAGUCAUCAUGGGUCCCCAAGUGGCUCAGCCCAGCACCUACAACUUUGCAUGAUGUCUUGCUAUCGACAAAAGCGCUCGUCGCCCAUCUGGACAGGUUUGGGGUGUACGAUAUGGAGCGGUCCAGCGUCAAGCUGCAGCCGGUACGCGGUGGAGAUCUGGACGAGGUGGAGCUUGUCCUGGGGCUGCGGGAGAGGGGGAGGCUGUUCCUCAAGGCUGGAACGGAGGUCGGUGGUGGAGAAGGCGGAGGGAACAUCACUGCAAGAAUACGAAACGCUCUCGGAGGAGCAGAAACGCUCGAGGUCAAUGCUAGCUUAGGCACCAAGACUAAAUCUGCAUACCAAGCAUCCCUGACGACACCCGUGCUCGCAUCGCCGCUGCUCUCCUUUUCUUUGCAAGGCUUCCAGUUCGACCGGGACAACACCGCUUUUGCGUCUCACCGGGAGUACUCACAAGGAGGCCGAGCGAAACUUAGCGCAAUAGCUCCCUGGGGUAUACACGACUUGACGUACGAGUAUAUCCAGCGAGAGAUUGGCCAUCUUACACCAAAGGCGUCGAUCUCAAUUCGAGAACUUGCGCAUCCAUCGACCAAAUCAUCCCUUAGCCACACUUGGACUACAGAUACGAGGAACGAUCCUUGGACGGGGACCUCCGGCAGAUUGUUGAAGGUGACAAACGAAUACGCUGGAUUACCUGGUUCAUCCCAAAAUGCCCACUUCUUCAAGACCAUCUUCCAAUCUCAUCUUUCUCGAGCCUUAUACGAAGGCUCCAACAUCCGAUACUCCAUCUCAUCCAUGACAACCUCCCUCCUGCCCCUCUUCCCCAACUCCACCUCCGCGUCACAUCCCCACCCACCCAGCACUUAUCUCCCGGACAGGGCAUUCCUCGGCGGGCCCAACUCGAUGCGCGGCUGGAAAGUCGGCGGUGUGGGACCGCAGGAUGGACCCGACUCGCUCGGCGGAGAUUUGGCUUGGGGAAUGGGAUUGAGCGUCUUCGCACCAAUACCGAAGAAGGAGCACUGGCCGUUGAAGCUGCAUGGGUUCAUGAAUAUCGGCAAGGUGGUGGGGUAUGAUCGAUCGGCGGGAUGGCUCGGGAACGCGGAGAAGGUGUAUCGAAAUCCGAAUGUCAGCGUGGGCCUGGGUCUGAUGUACCGACUGGAGCCAAUCCGGGUAGAGGUCAACUUCGCCAUGCCGCUGGUUGGGCGGAAGGGGGAGCGACUAUCUAGAGGAUUCGGGAUCGGAGUGGGCAUAGAGUUCUUGUAA